ACAAAAAGAGAGUGUCGCGAGGAGAGAGACAGAGGACAAAAAAAAAAAACGUGACGAGGCAGCCGAAGAGCUGUUAUGCAACCGCUGACCUACUAACACAUAUUUCUAGAAAGGGAGCCGGAGAGGAACUGGAGCAAAGAGUCCGGCGGCACGCAGACACGCAAGGCAGCGCGAGCCAAGAGAGCGAAACGAGCAUCCACCCCCGAGUCCCGACGACCCGCCGACUCCACCGUCCACGACCGACCGGAGCACCGACAGACAGGAAAGGGGAGAAGAAGAAGAAGAAGAAGAAGAAGAAAAGUUUUGUUUUCUUUCUUUCGUUCUCUUCCUCCGUUUUGCAUUUGGAGAGGUCUCCUCUUAAGAAAAAAAAAAAAAGGACAAGGAAAGGAGGAAACAGGAGGGAGACGGCUUUUGUGUCGAGGGAAAGCCGGAAUCUUUGUGUGUUUGUUUUUUAUCCCCUCCUUCGCCUCCGGCACACGCGAAAUAAGACAGUGUGACGGCCUCCACGGAAAGGGAGCCAUUACAGCUCCGAUAGACCCAGAGCCCUGCAGCAGCACAUGUAGUACUCAGCAAACUGAAGCCACAUCCUCAGGGAGUGCCGAAGUAGACCGACUGACCUACAUCCUGUGUGAGACACUGAGAGAAGCAAGGCAGGGGCCUGACAGCCACCACUGUUCUGCUGAAGAUUGAGGAAGACGCUAAUAAUCUCCCAAAAAAACCCGACACUUCCAGCGAGGCUCCGGAAACCGCUUAAAAGAGAGAUCACCAAGCCAACUGGAAGACUCUCCUCUCAAAAUCUGAACUGGUUUCUUUUUUUUCGGUCCCUUGUACACAACACUAGUUCAAUGUCUGAGGUUUUUGUGGAGUUCCACCUCUUUUUAAUCUUCCUGGCUAAUAUGGACACUUGAACGUUUUGAUCUUGACAAAUACGCAACAGAUAUCAAUGAGGCGAUCCCUUCAAGGAGCACAAAUACCUCGUCAAGAAAUCUUUGCUGAUCCAGCGACAUAGGUCACACUCAGUAACAAAGCAGAAGGCUUACACAGUAUCGUUUCACAUUUUUUUCCCUCCCCCCUUUGCCCUUUGCUAGAGUCAAACUCUGGCCACCAGCUGGGAAAAAAUGGAAAGUCUAAGUCUGCACCUCCCGUCCCCGAGCAACAAUAAUACCAUGGAAGUAGACAAUUUUUCUUCCUACAGCGGGAGCCUUCCAUCCCCUGUUCCUGAAAGUGGAGGGCGGGCCAGCCGCCAGGCUAAAGGUAGCAAGAAUAACCUGAGCUCCCGUCGCAAGCGAGAAUUCAUUUCUGAUGAGAAGAAAGAUGCUUCCUAUUGGGAAAAACGGAGGAAGAACAACGAAGCGGCCAAGCGCUCUCGGGAAAAGCGUCGCCUCAAUGACAUGGUGCUCGAGAACCGGGUCAUGGCGCUGAAUGAGGAGAACGUCCGCCUGAAGACUGAACUCCUUCAGCUCAAGUUGCGCUUUGGCCUCAUCAGCACGGCCUCCUACAUGGAGAAAAGUCAGCAGAUCUCCAACAGCAGUGCGGCAAUGUGCAGCGCCGCUGGUAACGACGGCACCCCGAACAGUAACACCUACCUCUCAAGCAGCGGAUACUCCAGCGCGUCCCAGGUGAUGCUGAACUCUGACUCGUCUGAACCCGAGCAGUCAAGCUGUGGUGAGCGCCACGCCGCGCUCCACAGCUACUCCCCCCGGGGCUCCGUCUCCGACAUGUCGGACGCCUCCUCCAGGGACAGCCCCGAGCCCAUGGGCUACAACAUCAAGACGGAGCCCUCAAGUAUGGAGAUGGCCACGCUGGAAAACAACGGGAUUCCCGAUAAUGGGACUUACCAUGGCAACCACACUGCUUUGGUUUCUCCCCACCAGCAGAGCAACCCAUUGGCUGAAAGUGCCAUGGACUACCAACACCACCAACUGCAGCAGCAGCAGCAGCAGCAGCAGCACCACAUGGAGGCCUCCAGCCCCGCUCCUCAGGCCACCUCUGCACAGAGGAGCGUCAUCCUGUACCGCUCCAGCAGCGGCUGUUACCCCAUGGAGAGCCAGAGGUCGGAGGAGCAGCACCCCUCGGCCUCAAAGUUCUCUGACUGCACAGUGAGCGUCACAGAGGUCGCCGAGAAGCUUGAGAGGACGAAGACUUUGGACUCGCCUCAGUAUGAAUACGCCAACGGUCACGCUGAGUCGGCGGAGGAGCUGCAGGAGAAGUACAAUCCCGCCGCCCAACAGCACCGCGACAGCCACCAUCACUACAGCUACGAGGAUCAGGAGGACAGUCGUCAGCACCAGAACCCCUUCGCCCCUAAUCUGAUCCACAACACUGAGGAGGGCAAGUCCUCCUUCGCGCAGCACAACAGCUACCUCAACACACUGGACGAAGAGCCCCCGGUGCUCACCUACGAGGGAGGCCCCCGGGCUGAGGGUUUCUACCAGGAGAACUCCUCCGCUAAAGACACCUCCUCCAGCGACGGGGACCCUCGCAGCUCUGACAAAGAGGCCUCCACGGACGACGAGUCCCCCUCCUCGUCCUCCUCAGACACCAGCAGCUACCACCAGAAGGCAGCGGGGGCGACUGGUUCGCACGGAGAGUGCCACGCCGAGGUCAAGGGCACUGCUCUGCCGCACAAGCUCCGCCUCAAGUACAGAGCGAUGUCCAAUGGGGCGGCGGGGGCGCAGGUGGAGGGCCUGUUCAACACGUCCAUGUCCCCCUCUCCCACCUUACCACAGCACCCUUACCUCGCUCUACCCAGCAACCCUCACAGCGGCCAGGCCAAUGGGGAAAGCAAAGAGAACGAGUACGCAGAUGUGUUCAGGCCGCCCGUGAGCGAAAGGGCGGAGGUGAAAAAGGGAUCCAGCAGCGGGAGAGGCGGGCGCAAUAAGAGGCGUGACUAAGGACAAAUGGGAGCAGCCUGAACUUUUUCUUAUCACCUCUGUUGUCUAUAGACAGACAACUACUACUAGGACUCACAUCGCCACCUUACAAGACAGAAGUGACGUCGGUGAUCUGUGUGAGGUGCAGUCAGAAUGUGAUUUCACAAUGGACUUUCACUGUGUCACCUGUUCCCCCUUCCCUCUACUCUCUCCUACCUCCCACCCGGCCCUCCAUGUAAAAACACUUAAGGAGGGAGGGGACGGAAUGAAAACUCUACAGAGAUGGAGUCUGGGGUGUUUCUCUGGUGGAAUAUUAAAACAAUACUCAAUUAUUCAUGGCUGUGAGCUGCCUCGGUGGCCGGCCAGCAUCUACUGUGGCAUUUUGGAAACAUUCCUUUGACCAAAGAUACACAUCCUUCCUUUUUGGCAAAGAGUCACAUUCUUCCUCUGAACACGUCAGUACCAUUUGAUUCCCCCACCCCCCUCAAAAAAAAACCUUCUCAUCAUCCGAACACAAGUCCUCUUUACGUCUGAAGCACUUAGAUUGUAUAUUACUGUGACAUAUAAAUUUGCAUAUAUGGAAUAUAUAUUUUACGAAGAAAAAAACGUGGCAGAAAAACAAAACAAAAAGCAGCGGGAGAAAAGGAAGUUGUAGACUUCCAAAGUGAUUGGUUUGUUCUUGUCGAGACACCUUGUACAGUCCCUCUUUGUCUAGACGAUGCCUCAAAGAUUAGUUCAAAGUAUGAGCCGCAACUUGUUUUUAAAAAAAAGAAGAAAAGAAAAGAAAAAAAAAACCAGAAGAAUGGUACACUUUUUUCAGACUCAGCUCGGGUUCCUCGUUCAGGUGAUCCAAGCUCUCUGACACUCAGAACUGUCGAAGCGGUCUAGGCCAGUUAUUCUUGUAUCAACCAAGGCUAUGCAGUCACACAUUGCUGUCGGCAAAACCUGACAAGCACAAGGCGAGCCCCGUUCGCCAGCCGUGCCACAGAAAUCAACACAACUUCAUUUUUCUCCGGUUCUCCGGUCGUAAAAAAAACCAGCAAAGCUGCUCUUCUCUCUUCAUAAGGUGCCUCUUUUAUCGUGUCGUCCCUCGUCCCCCACAUCGGCCCAACGUCUUAAUGAUCCCACUCACGUCUGCACUGAGUUGUUCUAGCGAUAGUAGCUGCAGUAGAUCACACGCGUCUGUACAAGUUUUAACUGUUUCACUUCCCUGGUGCCUGCCUCUGGUCACUAUGUAUAAAUGUAAAGUUGUCUCUCGAUCUCUUGUAUACUGCUGUCAUUUAUUUUUAUUUUUAUUUUAUUAAUAUUGUUAUUUUCUAUUAUAUUCUGUUAUUAUUUUUGGUUAUUAUUAUGUGUACUUUUCUGUCAUGCCUAUUGUGUCAUUUUUGCUCUAUGCUCUUCCUGGUUGUGCUGUGUAUUUAACCCUCGCUGCCCUUCGCCCCAGUUACCAUUUGUACUAUGUGUUACUGUAUAACCCGUGCUGUUCGCCGAAAGGCUUUCUAAAAUGAGAAAAAAAAGAUAAUUCAUUUAAGGCUUGUCCAGAAGUGAUUAUGUAUCGUUAUACAUCACGUGGAUAUGCAAAAUGGUUACAAAAAAAAAAGACCCACUCAGUUUUGAAUGUGAAAGAUUCAAAGUGAGGGGGAAAAAAAUAAAAAGGUUGUUGAAUUUA
Scophthalmus maximus (turbot) is the source of this 4542-nucleotide messenger RNA. RefSeq names its product nuclear factor, interleukin 3 regulated, member 5 (gene nfil3-5). Gene Ontology annotation, molecular function: DNA binding; DNA-binding transcription factor activity. Gene Ontology annotation, cellular component: nucleus. The transcript is spliced from 3 exons. The record is from RefSeq and is a predicted model, not a curated record. The coding region runs from base 1119 to 2894 and encodes 591 amino acids. Lineage: Eukaryota; Metazoa; Chordata; Actinopteri; Pleuronectiformes; Scophthalmidae. Gene Ontology annotation, biological process: circadian rhythm; regulation of DNA-templated transcription.